This is a messenger RNA of Prunus avium (sweet cherry), 2902 nucleotides long. Its product is annotated as putative GTP diphosphokinase RSH2, chloroplastic. Lineage: Eukaryota; Viridiplantae; Streptophyta; Magnoliopsida; Rosales; Rosaceae. Gene Ontology annotation, cellular component: chloroplast. Gene Ontology annotation, biological process: guanosine tetraphosphate metabolic process. The record is from RefSeq and is a predicted model, not a curated record.
AUAGAAGAGAGAGAUUCUCACCAAAAAAAUCAAAGACGAAGAAAGAAGCUUCUCCUUCUUCACCUUCUCUUCUCUCUCUUUCGCUCUCGCUCGCUCUGCGUUUUAUGCCGUCUUUGACUCACUUUCCUCGAAAUUUAGGUGUAGGGUUUUUCCUCUUGAGCUCGACUUCUAUAAAUUUUUACAUACUGUAGCUCAAUUUCGUUCCAUUAUACUUUUCAUUUUUGACAAUCUUUCAUUGUUUUAGAUAUAGAAUAAUUAUUUUUUAUUGGGGUCUCAAUAAACUUUACCCCAUUGGGUACCUCAAAAAUUAACUUAAUGGGUCUCUGAGAAACCCAAUCGGGUGCCUGAAGCUGUUUGGUUUCUGGGAAAGUAAGUGGCUUUUGCGAAGAAAAUUAGUGGGUCUCAGGUGGAAUUCAAUUUGGAGUGAAAGCUUUUCUGGGUUGUCUCGAUUUGUGCUGUGCUCGUUUGGGGUUGUGAUCUGAGGCUCAAAAUCGUCGCAAACAAAAGCCAUGACGGUGCCAACAAUAGCCCUGUACGCAAGCCCGCCGAGCAGUGUGUGCUCGACGACCCACCCGUGCCAGAUCAAUGCGCAUACCUCAUACGAUUUCGAAUUGAGCUCUCGAUCUGGGUCGUCGACGGCUUCGACGGCCUCCACGUCGCAAAAGCCGGUGACUGGUGGGCUCUCGUGCCUGUUCUCAUCGCCGACGGUGAAGCACGCGUCGUCCUCGUCGAGCUAUUCGGGUGGAGGAGAGGAAUUGGGCUCUCUAUGGCACGACAGGGGCGAAGAAUUGAAGGAAUUGAGUAGCUCGUUUCGAUAUUCUCCGAGCAAGUUCAAUGGGGCUUCGUUGAAUCGGGACCAGAGCCCCAUUUCGGUGUUUCAGGGCCCAGUUUCAUCUUCCAGUAGUGGGGUUUCGAGCUCGGCGAGAAGCCCACCAAUGAGAAUUACACGGGAGAGGUCUAACAAUGGAGAUAUUAGUUUGAAUUCAAUCCGGUGUGGCAGUAAUGGGUUGUUUAAUGGGUUCGUGAGAGGUGCUUUGGGCUCUUCGUGCAUAGAUUACGAUUCGCCGAGUUUUGAGGCUCGUACUGAUGCUUUGGGUGUGGGUUCGUCAGCUGUGGUUCUUGAUGAUUUGACUUUCAAUAUGGAAGAUGGGUUCUUGGAGGGCAUUUCUGAGCCUUAUGCCAAAGAAUUGCUUCUGGGUGCGCAACUGCGCCACAAGAUAUUCUAUGAAGAUUUUAUUAUCAAGGCUUUUUGCGAGGCCGAGAAAGCUCAUAGAGGGCAGAUGCGGGCAAGUGGCGAUCCGUAUUUGCAGCAUUGUGUGGAGACUGCGGUGUUGCUCGCAUUAAUUGGUGCUAAUUCGACAGUUGUUGCUGCAGGGCUUUUGCAUGACACGCUUGAUGAUUCUUUUUUGUGUUAUGACAAUCUAUUUGGGAAGUUUGGAGCAGGGGUUGCUGAUUUAGUGGAAGGGGUGUCUAAGCUAAGUCAUCUUAGCAAGCUUGCCCGGGAUAAUAAUACAGCGAGCAAAACAGUUGAGGCAGAUCGCCUGCAUACCAUGUUCCUUGCCAUGGCAGAUGCCAGAGCUGUCCUCAUUAAAUUGGCGGAUCGAUUACAUAAUAUGGUGACACUGGAUGCAUUACCCUUGGCUAAGCAACAGAGGUUUGCGAAGGAGACUUUGGAGAUUUUUGUACCCUUGGCCAACCGGUUAGGAAUCUCUAGCUGGAAGUUGCAGCUGGAAAAUUUAUGUUUUAAGCAUCUCAACCCAGACCAGCACAAAGAACUGUCCUCUAAGCUUCUAGAUUCGUUUGAUGAUGCAAUGAUUACUUCUGCAACAGAGAGAUUAGAGCGAACUCUCAAGGAUAAAGCCAUUUCCUACCAUGUACUUUGUGGGCGGCAUAAGAGCUUGUAUAGCAUCUACUGCAAAAUGUUAAAAAAGAAGCUAAACAUGGAUGAAAUUCAUGAUAUUCAUGGGCUACGUUUGAUUGUUGAUAAUGAGGAAGAUUGCUACGAAGCACUGAAAGUUGUUCAUCAGCUGUGGUCUGAGGUGCCAGGAAAGUUCAAGGACUACAUAACUCAACCCAAGUUUAAUGGGUAUCAGUCACUGCACACUGUGGUGAUGGGUGAAGGCAUGAUUCCGCUGGAAGUGCAAAUUCGAACAAAGGAGAUGCAUUUACAAGCUGAGUUUGGAUUUGCAGCUCACUGGAGAUACAAGGAAGGUGACUGUAAGCACCCCUCAUUUGUGCUUCAGAUGGUCGAGUGGGCCAGAUGGGUGGUCACUUGGCAGUGUGAGGCAAUGAGCAGAGACCGGUCAUCCAUUGGGUAUGCUGAUUCAAGCAAGCCACCCUGCACGUUUCCUUCACAUUCUGAUGACUGCCCAUAUUCCUACAAACCCCACUGUGGUCAAGAAGGGCCGGUGUUUGUCAUCAUGAUAGAGAAUGAUAAGAUGUCUGUUCAAGAGUUUCCUACAAACUCUACAAUCAUGGAUCUGCUGGAAAGAACUGGGCGAGGGAGCCUGAGAUGGACACCAUACGGGUUCCCGCUGAAGGAAGAACUGAGGCCUAGGCUGAACCAUGCGGCAGUGAGUGAUCCUACAUGCAAGCUGCAGAUGGGGGAUGUGGUGGAGCUGACUCCAGCAAUUCCUGAUAAGUCUUUGACAGAGUACAGGGAAGAGAUUCAGCGCAUGUACGACCGGGGCAUGAGUGUAUCAAGUACAGGGCCUGCUUCUAGUAGUAUGGUGGGUUGGAGAAGUUGACCCCUGCUCGAUUGUCUCUCAUUUAUGGUGUAUCUAGUGACACUUAGUCAUUCUUGUAUAUAAAUCAAAAAAGCAUUUGUAAAGAACAGCUACAUGGUUCUGUUAUUUGAUGACUAACCGAAUUCAACAAGGUGUUAAAACGGUUUAUCUUGGAA